UCAGAACAUCAGGGAACCAAGCUCAUGUGGAAAGUAUGGCAGUAUAUUCUUUUCUUUCAGGCCGGGUGGUGAGGCAUGAGCACAGGAGAAGAACUGAAAGUGCAUUUUAAACGUCUUCAAAAGCCUGAGGAAAUUAUGGCGACAAGCUCAACAACAUUUUUUAGCGAGUCAAACAAGAAAGGCGAAGUGAGCGAAUUAAAGAAAAAUUUACAGUCACCAGAAGUGCAGAGAGAUGCUUCACGUUAUAAGAAAGUUAUCCAGAAGGUGAUAUCGUGCAUGACUGUGGGAAUGGACUUAUCCUCUCUCUUCAUGGACAUGAUAAAGGCUGGAGCCACCCAUGAUCUUGUUCAGAAGAAGCUGGUGUAUCUGUACAUUUGUAGUUAUGCACAAUCUAACCCUGAACUGGCUUUGUUGACCAUUAACACCUUGAGGAAAGAUUCUCAAGACAGCAGUGCUAUGGUCAGAGGUCUUGCCCUGAGAAGCAUGUGCUCAUUGAGGCUGCCUGAUCUUGUGGAAUACAUUGUAGAGCCUCUUCUGGCUGGUCUAGGAGAUACAAGUUCUUAUGUGCGUCGGUGUGCAGUAAUGGGAUGUGUGAAAUUGUACCAUCUUAUUCCUGACUUUGUUGAAGAUAAUGGAAUCAUAGACAAACUUUGCCGACUAUUGACCGACCCAGAUCCUCAGGUAGUUUGCAAUGCUAUUUCAGCUUUGGAUGAAAUCCUUGCUGCUGAAGGUGGAGUACAAGUGAACAAAAAAUUUGCUCAUUACAUGCUUAAGAGAUUAAAAUCCUUCAGUGGAUGGGGGCAGAGUUUGCUUAUAGAACUAAUGAAGCGUUAUAAACCAUGUGAUACAGAUGAAUUGUUUGAAAUAAUGAACCUGCUUGACGACCGCCUCAAGCAUCCUAACAGUGCAGUAGUGAUGGCUUGUAUUCAACUUUUUAUCCAUCUGACAAAAGAUAUGAAAGAGUUAACUGAACAUGUGUACAAGAGAAUUAAAGGUCCACUUAUGACAAUUGUCUCUUCAAGUAAUGCAGAGUUGGUGUAUGUGUGUCUGUGUUGUAUAGAACUUCUACUGACUAAGAUUCCAAAAUUAUUUGAUCAAGAAUACCGCUCCUUCUUCUCCAGGCACACUGAUCCACUGUAUAUUAAAACCAAAAAGCUUGAGAUCCUCACCACUAUCGCAUCUGCUUCUAAUGUUGAAGAAGUGGUCACUGAGUUAAGUGCUCAUGUUCAUGAUGUGGACAUAAACAUUUCCAAAAAAUCAAUCAAAGCUAUUGGCGAGAUCACCAUGUGUCUUCCUGAGGCAUCAGAAUACUGCAUCAGUGUAUUACUGACAUUCCUCUCCUGGGAAAUUGAGUACAUUACUUCACAGACUCUAGUGGUUCUAAGAGACUUGCUGCUAAAAUAUGAAAAGUCAGCCAUAGCCAUUUUGCCUGAGAUAGCAGAAUGUCUGGAAAUAGUUCAGGACCCUAAGGGAUUAUCAGCUAUCAUUUGGAUUUUAGGAGAGUAUGGAGAGUCAGUUCCUGAUAGUCCAUACAUGUUGGAACCUCUGGUGGACAAAAUCGACUCAGAGCAAUCUGCUGAAGUGAAGUUACAGCUACUUACUGCAACAAUGAAACUGUUUUUCAAGAAGCCUCCUGAAUGUCAAGACAUGCUGGGUCGAUUACUAAAGUUCUGCGUAGAUGAGGAAACUCACAUGGAUGUUCAUGACAGAGCCCUGUUAUAUUACAGACUUCUUAAAACUAAUGCACAAGAGGCUGAAAGGGUUGUUUGUGGGUCAGAUUCCAAACCAGUCACUAAUCCAUGGAAUGUAAUUACCAACACCCAGAAUUCUAAGGAUGCCCUCUUUAAAGAAUUCAACUCACUGUCAGUUAUAUAUGGACAACCAUCUGUUCAUUUCAUCAGUCAGACUAUACCCUACAUAAAGGGACUUCCAUACACAGAGAAGGAACCAGAGGAAGAGGAAAUGAAGGAUUAAAUGGAAGAACUUGAAGCAAAAGCACCUGAUGUGCCUCCUUCUGAUCCCCAUGUUCUUGUUGGCAAUCUGUUGGGAGAGGAUGUUGUAAGUGAACAUGACGAGGAGAAAGAAGAGGAAGUGGACAUACUUGAGCUCAAUGAUCACCCUGUUUUGACACCUGCU
Molecule: messenger RNA, 2136 nt
Organism: Stylophora pistillata
Lineage: Eukaryota; Metazoa; Cnidaria; Anthozoa; Scleractinia; Pocilloporidae
Product: AP-4 complex subunit beta-1
Biological process (GO): vesicle-mediated transport; intracellular protein transport
Cellular component (GO): membrane coat; clathrin adaptor complex
Molecular function (GO): clathrin binding
Source: RefSeq, a predicted model, not a curated record